AACGGCUGAAUUGUAGGUCACUUCGACCUGUGUAGUUACAUGUAGCCAUAGUAGCUUGUCCUCAAUACUAAAUUAGUGACCAGGAUUUUCACUAGAGAUGUGGUUGAAUGUUGCGGGCAGGUGCAUAGAAAUAUCCCACUUCUCCUUGUCAAAAAAAGGCGUAAAAUCUCGGAGCUAACUCGCUGUACACGGGGGCGUUCAGCCUAGAGCAAAAACUUCCGCAAGGACUUUUUUCAGGGUUUAAAUUCACGCAAAAAUUCCCAAAAUGGAGAUCCACGAAGGGGCAGCGGCAGCAGGCGACAGCGUGCUUGACUUUUCCCACUUGAGUCUGAACACUUUUAGCGUUGACACUAUCAGCGAGGAAAGGAAAAGGGACACCAAACAGCUCUACCUGAACUACAACCGGCUACCGUCGCUCCCCUCGUCAAUCAGCCUAUUCUGCAACCUCGAGUUUUUGGACAUCAGCAACAACGGACUGUCGGCCAUCUGUGAGGGCAUUACGCGACUGAGCAGGCUGAAAACACUGAUAGCGAAGAACAACCGCCUGGACGAGUUUUCGCUGCCCAAAGAGUUCGGCUCUCUGCAGCUGGAGGUGUUGAACUUCAGUGGGAACCGAUUUGAGGAGAUCCCGCUUCAGUGUAUGAAGCUGCUGCGUCUGCAGUCGCUUUCACUCGGCGGAAACAGACUGAAAAGUAUACCUGCAGAGAUAGAAAAUCUAACCAGUCUGGAGCUGUUGUAUCUGGGUGGAAACCUCAUCUCAGCUAUUCCUCCAGAAGUGGCCAACCUGCCCUACCUGAGCUACCUGGUCCUAUGUGACAACCGCAUCCAAAGUGUCCCCCCGCAGCUCACCAGGCUUCACUCGCUGCGAUCUUUAAGUCUCCACAACAACUUGCUCACUUAUCUGCCGAGGGAGAUCCUCUGCCUGGUGCACCUGCAAGAGCUCAGUCUCCGGGGCAACCCGCUGGUGGUGCGCUUUGUCAAGGAGAUGACCUACGACCCCCCGUCAUUGCUAGAGUUAGCAGGACGUACUGUUAAGAGCAGAAAUAUUCCCUAUUCCCCCUGCGACCUGCCCUCAAACCUGGUGCGCUACCUUGACUUGGCCAGCAAGUGCCCCAACCCCAAGUGUGCCGGCGUCUACUUUGAUUCAUGCGUGCGCCAGAUCAAAUUUGUGGACUUCUGUGGAAAGUACCGGCUGCCCCUCAUGCACUACCUGUGCUCCCCAGAAUGCACCUCUCCCUGCAGCUCCAACCCCCCAAGCGAUGCGUCGGAAUCAGAGGAUGAGAGCAGCGUGCCCGCUUACCGCCUGCAGCGGGUGCUUCUGGGAUAGUACGACAUGGAGGAGCCCCUGACUCUCUCAUCUGGCCAAGCCCAGCCCAAUCAGUCUUUCACUGUGUUCAGCAUUUAUACAGAGAUGAACUUGGCUGUCAGACUUUACUACACAUAAACACACACAAAAACACUAAUACCGUUCUACAGGCAGGCUAAGUGGAGGUAUCUAACACACAGAAUGUGAGCAGCACUUCCCACUGUGGCCCUGAAAACAUUGUUUUUUGAAUGGAAUCCCUCACUCACCACACACCACUCUACAUAACAUGAGUCAAAGAAACAUAUCUCCCAUGUAGCCUUGCAAAUCCUAUCUGUCAGUCAUGGCUCCAUGAGGGUGCUGGUCUCAUGGUUGACCAUAGGAGGGCAGUAAAACUCAGUGAAGACUGAAGGAGCGUCAGGAUUCUUCUUUCUGUUUGUUCAGGGCAGCAUACUUUAUCCUUCAUAGGACAUGUGGUGCUUUUAGGUAGCUACAGCACAUUAUUCUAAUAUCUGCAUUUUCUGAAAGUUUGGAUAUGAACAAUGUGGGUUUUGUCCAACUGCUAGUUACACACAGCCUACUUUCAUUGAAAUGUCUCUUACCAGGUGAGCAUCAAAGCUGCUUUGCCAACUAAGAAAAAAGGUCUGGGUCAGCAGAAACAUUACAGUAUUCUGAAUUGAUUGAGUACAAUGUGUGAGAUGGCCUUAUUUACGCUGUGUGUGGUCCUGCUGGGGGAAUGUUUCAUGCAGUAAAGCUGUACAACGCAAUAUCAAAAGACCAAGGUUUAUCUGUUUUUGCAGCACCGUGGUCAUAGCACACCAGCCUUCAAAAAUUUGUCGUUUUAAAUUAACCCAGAGUAUGGGUUAUGUGAGGAUGUGGAAGAAGGCUUGUCCAGGCUUACUCACAGGAAGUGGAUGUGGGGUGGACCAGGGAAAACCGUUCACUAUGCUAGCACAGAAACAAUAGCUAUUCAGCAAAACACAGUGGCAGCCUUCAUGUUUAUGUUGAGGGCUGUCUGUUUUCUGUCUGCAUACGAAUAUAGAUGUGUGUUAACAGAGAGUUUGCGUUUUCUCAAUUGACUUUUUUUUUUUUUUUAAACAGAAGGUUGUUCAUUUCUAACAGGAAAUUACUGUUUCUGUUCCUUGUUACAUCUCUGCUUCAUCUUCCUGCUUGUUUGGAAAGCUGGGAGAUUUUAUACCCUCUCAGGCAGUUCAUGUCCAUAAAUGAGAAGGAGGAAAAACUACCCCUGGCUUCACAAUAGACUGAAGUGUUUAGAAAACAGAAGACCGCUCCUCUAUGUUACAGUCACACCUAUGCUAAAGCAUUUUAUAAUGGUGACUUCUAACACAGCGAAACAGAGUUUGAAGAAACAUGUAUAUAGUGAUAUAUGCACCCUUAAAUGUGAUAAGAUUAACAUUAUGAAUUAUAAAAUCCUUUUUUGAGUGAUUUUGUAGUCAUCAGCUUAACAAAAGUAACGAGAAAAAGUAACUGCUUUUAUAGAAAUCCUUUUUCAAAUGUUUGAAUGCACUACAUGUUUAAAUGAUCUGCAGAAUAGACGGCACUUAACAUAAGAUAUAUUGAGAUAUAUUAGCUGUAUUUACUUGUACUCCAUUCAGAUAAUGUAAGUAGACUGUACAGAUUAUAAUAACAAUAAAGACUGAUUGCAAAAUCUUUCAA
Messenger RNA from Micropterus dolomieu (smallmouth bass), 2980 nucleotides. Its product is annotated as leucine-rich repeat-containing protein 58-like. Gene Ontology annotation, molecular function: protein binding. The transcript has 4 exons. The record is from RefSeq and is a predicted model, not a curated record. Lineage: Eukaryota; Metazoa; Chordata; Actinopteri; Centrarchiformes; Centrarchidae. Bases 266 to 1327 code for a protein of 353 amino acids.